Molecule: messenger RNA, 3966 nt
Organism: Ruditapes philippinarum (Manila clam)
Lineage: Eukaryota; Metazoa; Mollusca; Bivalvia; Venerida; Veneridae
Product: glucose dehydrogenase [FAD, quinone]-like
Exons: 2
Coding region: 149-1948 (599 amino acids)
Molecular function (GO): oxidoreductase activity, acting on CH-OH group of donors; flavin adenine dinucleotide binding
Source: RefSeq, a predicted model, not a curated record
CUUAAAUAAAAUCACGCACAUUUUAAUACUAGGAUAAUGUAUGAAUAUAAGUGGUUAAACGGAUGUGUGUUUUUUAAACCUAUGUUAAGCAUUUGGUUUAGUUGUCAACACUAGUUAAACAGCUAAAAGACAAAUGAAAUAGGUGAAUAUGGCAAUCUUACAACUUAGUUUAGCAGUUCUCGUCAUAGCAUUGACGUACCAUUAUAUGACUAAAAGCCCUCCACGUAUCGUUCUUGAUAGAUAUCCUGAUGACGUUUAUGAUUAUGUCAUAGUUGGAGGUGGUUCAGCUGGAUCCGUUCUUGCAUCGCGACUAUCCGAAGAAAAGGACUUCAAAGUUUUACUUCUAGAAGCCGGAAGUCAUUAUGAUGUAAACAAAGGACUUCAUAUUCCAUUAAUGCAAAUGUCAGCAUUCAACACUUCAAAUGAUUGGGAAUAUUAUACAGAGCCGAGUCAGGACUCUUGCUAUGGACAAAAGAAAAACAGAUGUUACUGGCCACGCGGGCGCGUCCUCGGUGGGACAAGCAUUCUAAAUGGAGCAAUUUACACUCGCGGAAGUCGUUUUGACUUUGAAGAAUGGUUUAGAAGUGGUUGUUAUGGGUGGAGUUACGAAGAUGUUUUCCCAUAUUUUCUGAAAUCCGAAGAUAUUCAAAUAGACGAUUUGAAGUCUUCACCUUAUCAUAGUAAGGGUGGACCGAUAGCGGUAUCUGAAAGCUAUGUCACUCAGUUAUCAGAUAAGUAUUUAAAGGCAGGAGAAGAGUUAGGGUACCCUGUUCAAGAUUACAACGGCAAGAAUUUAGAAGGCUUUAGUGUUAUACAGAAGACAAUAAGAAAUGGAGUCCGCAGUAGUACCAGCUUGGAAUACCUUGGAGGUACAGCAUCAAGAGAAAACUUACAUAUAUCUGUUAACAGUCAUGUUACAAAGGUAAACAUAGUAGAUAAAAAGGCUGUUGGUGUUUAUUACAUUCGAGAUGGGAGAAAAAUGUAUGUUAAAGUAAGGAAAGAGGUUAUACUAUCUGGCGGUGCAGUUAAUUCUCCUCAGUUGCUAAUGUUAUCAGGAAUAGGACCAAAGCAUCAUCUGAAUGAAUUUGGUAUAAAAGUUAUUUCGGAUUUACCAGUCGGCGAAAAUCUUCAGGACCAUACAAUGAUUCUAUUGAAAAGUAAUAUAAAUAAACCUUACAGUUUAACCCCUGGAAUUAUAAAAAGCUGGAGGUCAAUAGUUAACUACUUCAUGUUUGGUGACGGGCCUCUAGCUUUUACUCUUCUUGAUAGUACAGCGUUUCUUCACUUUGAUAAAGAAAAAAGCGGGAAAACUUAUCCUGAUAUGCAAUUAACAUUUGUAAGUGGUUUAUUAAGAUCCAAUGCUUUUAAUUUUAAUGAUGAGGUCGCACGCAGUAUCAUAAAUAAAAUGGACAAUGAUUUGCACGGAUUUAUCACGUCUAUUACUUUAUCACGUCCUUUAAGUAGAGGACGGAUAAAAUUGAAAAGUUCAGAUCCAUUCGAUCAUCCAAGGAUAGAACCUAAUUAUAACUCGGAUAAGAGGGAUAUUAAAGCAUAUGUUAAAGCAAUUCGGAUUUGGGAGAAACUUAUGGAAACUAAUACAUUCAAAGAUCUAGGAGUAAAAAUAAGUGACGCAAAAAUGCCAUUUUGUGAAAGAUUCAAGUUCCGCUCAGACGAAUUCUGGGAAUGUGUAGUAAGAAAAGUGCUGCAAACUGUGUUUCAUCCAACGGGUACUUGUAAAAUGGGUUCUGCAAACAACCCAACCGCUGUUGUGGAUCCGCAACUUAGGGUCAAGGGUAUCCAAGGCCUCAGAGUCGUUGAUGCGUCAAUCUUUCCUAACAUCACAUCCGGUAAUACAAAUGGUCCGACCAUAAUGGUGGCUGAGAAAGCGGCCGAUAUGAUCCGUGGAAUAGACUCGGUGAAACAAUUCAGACAAAAUGUACCUGUUUAGAACAUGAAUCGUUAUUUCAUUUUAUUUAUUUCAUUUGUUCUCAGUAACAUAAGCCUAAAGCAAUAUUUCCAGUCGUCAUAAAAUGAGGAUAAUAAUGAUUCAGAGGUUAAUGAUGUUUAUAAUUGUCAAAAAGUAUAGGCUGAAGCAUACCUCAUUAUUUGAUUAAAAAUAUAAUAUGCUGUUUAUUUUGAAAUUCAUAAAUAUCCACAGAUUGGUUCAAUAGCCAUUCAUUACUGGUCUAUAUCUAUGUUAUUUUGUUAAUUUACUUGCAUUUUAAUCAUACUAAUUUUAAAACUUAUUUUGUAAACUUUAGCAUGCUUACUAAUACAGUUACUUUAUGAACAUUACUCAAUCGUUUAUACCUCAUUCCGUUAUAAAAUCGGAAAGCAUUUACUGAUAUGAUUUAUUUAGUAUUUAUUUCAUUUUUAAUUCACUUAUGUCAGUGUAAUCAAUAUUAUGUGUUAACUUAUCAAAUGUCAUUGAGAAUACUAUCUUCCUCCAUAUAUUUAGUGUUUCCUGUUUCAUAAGAGGUGUAAUGUUAUGUUCGGUUACUCAAAUAUGAGUCUUGCCAUGUGAAUAUGUAUUUGUUUCUAUCUCUUCAUUUAUUAUGAUUGUACAUGUAUAUGGCAGCGAUAAGAUAAGUCCAAGUUUGAUAAAAGAAAUGAUGACAUUGUUAUAGGUUAUAGAAUAUAUAAAAUAUGUUGUAGUUAUGCUUUGUUGUCUAUUGAAACGGUACUUAAAGAUUUUGUCUGAAGAAAAUAGUACUUAAUAAAAGAGAAAAACAUAAUCAAUAAAGAACGUUCAAAACGAAAACAUUGAAAGUGUUGCAGUCUCGGUUUGAUAGAGCAUGUUCAUUGACGAUACUGGUAAUUGCAAGCUACCGUCCACACAUCUACCACCGGCUCGAGCAGAAUUCGACAUUAACACAUGAAAAGGGUGAAAUUAUGAAUUAAGAAACGUACACAGAUAUGUUAUUACGGUGAUUAAUAUGAAACCUGUAAUUUCUAUAAACAUUAUAAUCUUUAAGUAUUAACAAUGCUUGAUAAACAUUCCAAAUUGCAUACUUCACAACAGGCCUAAUGCCACUUCAAUGUUGUUAUAUUUUUAUAGUCCUUCGGGAUAAUUGUUUCAAACACUCUAUAUGUCGAAGAGUUGAUGUCAUCGGAGGUGUGGAUGAUGAUGCACUUCCCCAUAAUCCCUAAUGAACGGCAAAUCUAGGAGUUCAUUUCCUUAUCUUUUUGAAUAGUAAAUGUCUUCAGUACUAACCCUGUACUUUAUUCCAUCACUUACAAUUGGCUCCUCCUCAUGGUAUAUUUACAUUCAGCAAAAAAAGGACAAUGCCAUUGUUAUAGACAUACUUUCUAUUGAUUUUGGAUACUUUCAUGUAAUUUUGGACUCGUUUCCCAAUUUCAUAAAAUGCUUAGAGCGUGAUUAAAAUGGCAGCUUCGAAGACAUCCGUUAAAUUGGUUAAAUUGAUUGUUUGUGUUAGAAAUAUAUCAAUAUAUAAGGAUGGUAUGUGAUAAGUCAAAUGAGUUUUAGAUUUUCAAAAGAUUCAAUAGCAAUUUCCAGACACCAGCUUGUGAUGUUGUUUGUGUGUCGAUGGUAGAAGCUUGACUUGUUCUUGUUGACGUCGGCGAAGUCGAGGCAGUUAAUGAAUGUUGUGUCGAGCAUUUCCUUGUUGAUUAACAUUGCCAGAGCUUCGUCUCUGAAAACCAUUGUUAUAUAUGACAUUAUAAAUGAUAUAUAUAAUAGCAUGACAAAUACGGAAAAAUUAGUACUAGUAUUUCUUAUCACCCCCCCCCCCCCCCCCACACACACACAAAAACAACUACAAAAAACAAAACAAAAACACCAGAAUAAAAAAAUGAGAUUUCUUGUUAAACAAUAUAUUUUAAGGAGAAAUUUGCUGUAUAAUAGGUAUGCCAAUAGUAAAACAUGAUGAUAUAUUGACUGUCCAUUUUUCUAAAAUGUGAUACUACAAUUAACAGAUCGAGCAGCAACUAUUAUCUGAUUUAAAU